Fusarium coffeatum is the source of this 1005-nucleotide messenger RNA. RefSeq lists its product as uncharacterized. The record is from RefSeq and is a predicted model, not a curated record. Bases 1 to 1005 code for a protein of 334 amino acids. NCBI's taxonomy places the organism in Eukaryota, Fungi, Ascomycota, Sordariomycetes, Hypocreales, Nectriaceae. The transcript has 3 exons.
AUGGCCUCAGAGAAUAUCCGUCCUGAUCUCAUCGACCUCAUCGCCUCCUAUAGUAUCCUCACCUCCCUAUCACCCUGGCUCUCAACCCUCGACCUACACAACCUCAGUUUAACAUCCCGCUCAGCAUAUGCCUACAUCCAUUCCCCCAAGAUAUUUAGUUAUCUAACCCGCCAAUCCCUCUGUGAUGGACACGGUCUCUUAACACGGCAAGCCUACGCAGGUCCAUACUGUUCACUCUCCAAGUUGCCGGGUUCCAAACUGCCCGGAGAGCUGACCAACAGUCCUCAUGGCCAAGGUGACGAAGAAAUCGAGGUACAUUUGUACAACGUCAAGUGCGCCGAGGCAGAUGCUCUACCUUGCCUCAAAUGCGGUGUAAACAUCUGUGAGGAAUGCCGUUUCUAUCCCCGUGCAGCGCCAGCCAACUCCUAUCCGAACCGCCGACCGCAUAUAAUGGGGGGUCUACAGUAUGAUAAUAUUAUGUGUUUGUGCGAAAGGUGUGAUGAAGAGGCGGAAAAUGAAGUGAAGGGGAAGUUUUUGAACGAGAGAUGCGAUUGUGAUAGGUACAAACGAUGGAUUUGUGUAAAGUGUGAGGGCAAAGAAAGAGAAGAGACAAGGGAGUAUUUUGAUGAAAGAACUGAGAUGGAAUGGGAGUGGAUGCAAUAUGGCGUUGACUAUGGCGAUGACUCUGAGCCUUCUAAAACGUUGAAUGAUCACGCUUUUAUACGAGCGUAUUGGUGUAAAUGUGGAAGAGCUGUUUCGCAUCGAACAACCUUUAGAUGCAUCUGGUGUAAAAGACGACAUUUGCGUGAGGAUGAGUGGGAACAGGAACGUUACGAUGUUGAGGCCCAACAUCCGUUCUUUGACGAUAACCCGAAUUACCCAAUCUGGGUAAGCGAUGCAAAUAACAGAUACCCAACUCCUUAUCCGAGACUGGGCUAUCUUGGACGGGAUGGAAUUGGAGAGGUUGGGGUCGAAAGAGCAGACGCCGAUGUCACUGGUGGUUAA